CCCCCCCCAGAGCGGAGAUACCCAAGGUACUUCCCUCCUUUCUCCCCUCCACUCCGCCAGCUUCUCCUUCUUCAACCUCGCACCCCCCAUCUCUUACGAGCCUGUUCCCCAUCGAGUCUGUUGCCACGACUCUCUCUCCCGACAAGUCCUCUUCAGCCUUUUCUAAUCGUGAGCUCCUGCUGCCCGUCGCAACCAUCCCUCUCCCUGAGCUCUGUUGCUAAAUCCUUCGUCCCCAACCAGCUUCUCAACCGUAAUCAGCAGCCAUGGAGGAAGAAGUUGCGGCCCUCGUCAUCGACAAUGGGUAAGCUUCCCCGCUGUCUCACCGCCGCCGAUUCUCCCGCCUCGGCUCGCCGCGUGUCCGCCUCAUUGCCGGCGCGGCGCGGCGCGGUGACCACUCAAUACUUGGCGGCGAUGACGGCGAGCGCUGCGCACAAUGGGCCUCCAGAUGCAGACGGACUGACCUCGACGAUAGUUCGGGCAUGUGCAAGGCCGGCUUCGCCGGUGAUGACGCCCCCCGAGCUGUUUUCCCCUCCAUUGUCGGCCGCCCCCGCCACCAUGGGUAAGUUUCGGGCGCCGUCUCGCCUCGUCUGUGGUCCCGGGCAUGUCUAAUUUGGCGACAGUAUCAUGAUUGGCAUGGGUCAAAAAGACUCGUAUGUUGGUGAUGAGGCUCAGUCGAAGCGUGGUAUCCUGACGCUCCGAUACCCCAUCGAGCACGGUGUCGUCACCAACUGGGAUGACAUGGAGAAGAUCUGGCACCACACCUUCUACAACGAGCUGCGUGUCGCACCCGAGGAGCACCCCGUCCUGCUCACCGAGGCUCCCAUCAACCCCAAGUCCAACCGUGAGAAGAUGACGCAGAUCGUCUUCGAGACCUUCAACGCCCCCGCCUUCUACGUCUCUAUCCAGGCUGUCCUGUCCCUGUACGCCUCUGGCCGUACCACGGGUAUCGUCCUGGACUCUGGUGAUGGUGUCACCCACGUCGUCCCCAUCUACGAGGGUUUCGCUCUGCCCCACGCCAUUGCCCGUGUCGACAUGGCCGGUCGCGACUUGACCGACUACCUCAUGAAGAUCCUGGCCGAGCGCGGCUACACCUUCUCCACCACGGCCGAGCGCGAAAUCGUCCGCGACAUCAAGGAGAAGCUCUGCUACGUCGCCCUCGACUUUGAGCAGGAGAUCCAGACUGCCGCCCAGAGCUCCAGUCUGGAGAAGUCGUACGAGCUGCCCGACGGCCAGGUCAUCACGAUCGGCAACGAGCGGUUCCGCGCCCCCGAGGCCCUCUUCCAGCCCUCUGUCCUGGGUCUUGAGAGCGGCGGCAUCCACGUCACCACCUACAACUCCAUUAUCAAGUGCGACGUCGACGUCCGAAAGGAUCUGUACGGCAACAUUGUCAUGUCUGGUGGCACCACCAUGUACCCUGGCCUCUCCGACCGUAUGCAGAAGGAGAUUACUGCUCUUGCUCCCUCGUCCAUGAAGAUCAAGAUCAUCGCCCCCCCCGAGCGCAAGUACUCUGUCUGGAUCGGUGGUUCCAUUCUCGCCUCGCUGUCGACGUUCCAGCAGAUGUGGAUCUCGAAGCAGGAGUACGACGAGAGCGGCCCCUCCAUCGUCCACCGCAAGUGCUUCUAAGCGUGCCAAACCGAACCGAGACCCUCUCCAAGUUGCGACAAGGCCAUUGCCGACGCGUCCUCGGCCUCGCGAGCGUCCCAGCCUGGUCUCAUUUCUACCAAAAAGUCUUUCAAAGGGUCAAGGGGUUGGUUGUCUGUUGGGAUCACGGCUUACCCAUGUUGCGACAGGCUGGGUAAUGGGGUUAAGGCAGAGCUGAGGUGAUAUUCUGAGUACUCUUAUCUGCGUUCGUCUAGACUCGUAUAACGGAGGUGACGAUUGUAUCAAAUGUGUGAAGACACGUGAAGACGGUGAAGUUGGUUCUCGUGACAGUGGACUGUCAGGGCUUGCAUGCAGCACGGUGGCGCCUGGAGACGACUAGUAGUUCAAGGUUUGUCUUUGCUUGUGCUUGUGCUACUUAAAUCUACUACUAUAGACUG
This is a messenger RNA of Purpureocillium takamizusanense, 2039 nucleotides long. It is a transcript of the gene ACT1, whose product is annotated as actin, variant 5. The record is from RefSeq and is a predicted model, not a curated record. The coding region runs from base 625 to 1623 and encodes 332 amino acids. NCBI's taxonomy places the organism in Eukaryota, Fungi, Ascomycota, Sordariomycetes, Hypocreales, Ophiocordycipitaceae. The transcript has 5 exons.